Messenger RNA from Cygnus olor (mute swan), 6251 nucleotides. It is a transcript of the gene PARVG, whose product is annotated as parvin gamma. Bases 1616 to 2584 code for a protein of 322 amino acids. Gene Ontology annotation, molecular function: actin binding. Gene Ontology annotation, biological process: actin cytoskeleton organization; substrate adhesion-dependent cell spreading; cell projection assembly. The transcript is spliced from 13 exons. Gene Ontology annotation, cellular component: focal adhesion; actin cytoskeleton; cytoplasm. Lineage: Eukaryota; Metazoa; Chordata; Aves; Anseriformes; Anatidae. The record is from RefSeq and is a predicted model, not a curated record.
UCUAUAUUCAAGCAGUUGUCUCCUACAAUGAUCACUUCUCCGAGUAGUGGUAAAUAAUUCAUGCAGGAGGCUGGAGAAAAUAGAACAUCAGUAACAGGCAUGGACAGCAAAUUUAAGUGAUGAUCUGCAAAGGUUAGUUGCAGCAAACAUGGAGGCUUGUGGUUAAGAAUCAAAUCUCCCAUCCCUUCCUAUUUCUCAUUAAGCAGCUAAAUUCAGGGAGGAGUCCAAACCCUGUCAUGUUCCAUUUCAUGCUCUUUCUGCAGCAGGUUGUCUUUUGAAAGGCUACUGCCUUGGAUCAAGUCUCACAGCAAUGAGUCUUGCCACAUGAGGGACUGCUUGAGAACACUAAUUAUUAGUAAUAAGUAAUGAGUCUAUUAAAUGCUAAGGAGCUGCAGUUCUCAGGCCCUGAAAUGGCUGUUGGAAAUCCAUGUGGAUAAAUGUGAGGAGGGGGAAAGAAACAAUACAAGCUCUACAGGUAAACGAUGGGCUCAGAGCGGAGUGUUGCUAUUUAGGAAUAAGAUCUUGGGGAUAUAAUGGAGACUUCCAUUAAAGUGUCAGCUCAGCAGUGAUCAAAACAGCAAAUGACAUAAGGAAUUGGGAGGAAAGGAGUGCAGAAUAGUGCAGUGAACAUUACAGGGCACCUCCCUAAAUCUGCAUGGUUCUCCUUCCCAGCAGUAAAAAAAGCAUGUGGUAGCACUGGAGAGGGUUCAGAAAAGGGCAUCUGGGAUGACCGAUGGGUCAGACUGGUUUCCCUGCAAAGGAUGACUAAGACAUAGGCUGUGUUUCUUCCUCAGCUUUGGAAAGAGAUGACUGUUGAGGGUGUAGGGUAGUAGUACAGUAACAGUGAUGUGAAGAAGGUGAAUCAAUGGGUCUCCUUUUCACCAUGUGUAGUGGGGAGCUUCAGGGGGAGCUAGCCCAGGUUCAGAGCGAGCAGAAGGGGGUGGUUCCCCAUGCCAAGUGAAGCCACACUCUUCAACUCCUUGCAGCUGAAUGGUAAGAGAUAAACACCUUCAAGGGCUGGCCGGGAAGUUCAUGGGAAGUAAAUUUAUUGGCAGCAUCUACUAGGACCCCACUUCUGCUUUAGGAAGGCUGAGCUGCAGGCUGUUGAAGCUCAUGAGAGUGUUUUAGGGAAGUAUCUUGUGUAUGCUCUGUUUUUUGUUUGUGUUUUGUUUUUGUUUUUCCCCUAAGCAUCUGACUUUGGGUGCUGUAAGGGUCUGGGUAUAAGAUAUUUUUUCUCACUCAGUAUGGCCAUUUUAACAUUCUGACCAAGUAGGGCACACGGGACUGAGGCCCUGGAGUACGUUAGCUUUUGUUGUUGCAAAUUCUCAAUUUCAGACCCUUUCUUACAGGCUUCCAAAUGUUAAAAGAGUAGCUUUCUGAUGUUUGGGUUCCUUGGCCAAAAGAGACUGAGGAUGUGGCAGGCAGUAUGCAUUAUUUUGAUGUGUAAAUAUUCAAAAAAAGUGUAAGAGAGACACAAGCUAGGUAUUGCAGCAAAGCUGAGUUGGUAUAAGCUGUGGUUUACAUGGACUAUUACAUAAGGCUUAUCAGUGUGACUUCCCAAGGCAUAACAGAUGUCAGAAACCUAAUUUAAAAUUUACCAGGAGUGAAAAAUACAAUGGAUCCAGACAUCUUAAAUGUGUUUACACAGCCUGCUGCCCUUAAUCAGUUCCUUGUUGAGAAUGUCAUCACUCCAGGAGAGAAGAAGAAACUUAUAAAACCCACUGCAAGCAACAAUCCCAAAUUGGAGGAGUUAAAACUGUUAUUGAUUGACUGGAUUAACACAACUCUGAAACAGGAGCACAUAGUAGUUAAAAGUCUGGAAGAAGAUCUGUACGAUGGGCUGGUACUUCAUCAUCUCUUGGAAAAACUAGGAUCUCUCAAGCUGGAUGUUGACAAGAUCGCAUUAACAGAAAAAAAACAGCGGCAGAAACUCUCUGUGAUUCUGGAAGCUAUGGAUAAGUGUUUGCAACUGGAUGAAAGUCAGCUGAAAUGGAGUGUGGAAUCUAUCUUAACAAAGGACUUACUGAGCACCCUGCAUCUUCUGGUCACAAUAGCAAAGCACUUCCAACCCAGUCUGGCUAUUCCUCCAAAUGUUCAAGUGGAAACAAUCAUCAUUGAGAACACCUCCGAAGGAUUAAGGAUGACAAGUGCGGUGGAAUAUAUCACAGGAAGCAAAGAGAAUUUAGAAGAGCAGUCAACGGAUGAUGCCUUUGAUGAAUUAUUUAGCCGUGCUCCAGAUAGACUGGAUGAUGUAAAAAAGGUAUUUUUGCAAUUCGUCAACCAGCAUGUUGGAAAAUUAGGAUUAAAUGUGAAAGACAUGGAAUCUCAGUUUGCAGAUGGAGUUAUCUUACUUCUGUUAAUUGGACAACUGGAGGGUUACUUUCUGAAUUUAAGGGAUUUCUUCCUGACUCCAGCCAGCACCACAGAGAUGCUUCACAACGUUAACCUUGCAUUGGAUUUGCUGACAGAUGGAGGUCUUCUAAAUUUUUCUGUGAACUCUGAAGAUAUUGUGAAAGGAGAUAUGAAGUCUACAAUGAGGAUUCUGUAUUGCUUGUAUUCCAAAUACAAGACUAAAGAAACAUGAAGAGCAAGACCAAGAAUUUGGAUGCUCUGUUUGCCGCUGUGCAUGCACUUGUGUUUGACAUUUGCUGUAUUAAUAUUGUAUAUUCAAAUAUGUGUUUCUGCAAGGUUUCACACACCCUGAAUAACUGGAAGUUAGUGCAUGUUCAGGGCCAGUGAAUUGUGUAGUUCUGUGUCUGUAGCUCUUUCUCUCUCUCUCGUUCGUUCGAGACUCCAUAAUGCUGCAAAGUGUAACACAUGCUUGUAAAAGAUUCUGGAUUCUUUGCUUCUGGAAAUGAAUAUGGAAGAUGUUAUUACACCCACCCUGUGUUUCUGCUUCUGGUUUGCUCUGGAAACAGGAGAAGGGGAAAACCAACCAUGGCAUCUCCAGGAAGAUUACAGACACUAUGAAAGUUCAGGUUCAAAAACUUAUUUACACGAGUGGCCAGCUGUUCUCAGACAGGAGACUGUGGAUUGGACACCAGAUGAAUAGGUAGCCAAAAUGAAAUCGGAAUUUACCUUUAAUGACAUAAUUGAAGUCUUUGAUAAAAGUUUCAUUACUUGCUCACUCGAAUCUGGAAAAGGGACCUAGGAUCACAUGCCGAUGUGAGACUGUAGUAACAGAAGGGUCACCUGCACAGCUAUGGAAAGAUGCCCUGAUUUUCUUGCUAAGCUAAGGCCAAACUGGCCAGCUUCAGGCUGUUGCAGCCCUAGUGUAACAUGCAGCUAGCGAAAAUGUUGAUGUCAAGCAUGUUACAGGAGAGACUGACAUGACUGCAUUUCCCUCCAGAUAGAGGUGGACAGACCCUGGCUUGGCUUACUCUGCAGCUGGUGGAAGAGGGAAGCAUUGAUGGAAGUAACAAAGCUCAGUUUCUGCCACUUCUGACAGCAUAGUCAUGAUGCCGGGGCUCUCAAACUCUUGUGGGACUUUCUUAGCUGCAUUUGUCCAGCAAACAUCCUGAUGCAACCCAGCAGGCCCCCCUGGAUGCAGCUAGCUAACCACAGUUCAUGUCAAUUGUCACCCUUGCUCUUUCUCUGAGGUUUUAAAUCUGAACUCCUUCAAAAACUUCAUCUGCUCCCUUGACCUUAAAAUUAUGUCAUGUUUGUGUUACAUAAAGCUUGGGAUGUGAUUAAAAAACAAAAAGUUUUGAUAUUAUUUUGGCUUCCAUCUAAACUGAUUUAAUUUCCUGCAGUCAGUGGCUCUGACACUUGGCCUCUGAUCUGAUCCUCCAUCUGUGUAUUAACAGGACACCAAAGCACGCUGAGCACAAGUGGUGACAUUAACAGAUGAGAAUUUGUUGUCUAGUUCUUGAUCACUCAGCCAAAGAAAGAUCCUUAGAUAGCAAUGAUGAUGUCUUCAAGUCCUGCCUUUGAAAAUGGUAAUAAUGCACAGCUGCUAAAGGAAAGCAUUCUACAGACUGCUAUGAGCAUAAUCCCUUUUGCACCGAUAAAUACAUUGUUAUAUUUUUACAGAGAAAAACCAAAUGUGUGGUGCAAAUGAACUGCAAGAUCAAAUUGCUUCCCUAACACAAGUUAGUUGUAUGUGACAUUUUGAAAAACUUAAAUCAGAAAUACUUGUUCUUUCAUGUGCAAGUCUCCAUAGGUAUCUUGCUUUAUUCCUUAAUGGGCUCAAACAGUUUACCGGGAGACUUUUAAAGUUUGUUCUGGCUUCACAGAUCCCCGCUGCCAUUGCUGUAAUAUUGUAAGCAGGUUGUGCAAUACGUCAUUAUUGAGCAGGUAAAAUUGGGCUGUCUCUGGUGGAGGGUAGGGGUGAGGGAGCAGGAGAGCAAUUGGCAGAGAUAUGGUAGCAGUGCAGCCUUUUCCACCAAGUCUGUUAACCUGAAUUUCAUAACUGUUGCUUGUGACCAGAAGUCAUUUCCAGUGUGUGGCUUUUUUUAUAGCCUCUGGACUAUGCCUUGGGUAAAGGUGGCAUGGGGGGGAGGAUUAGCUGGUGCUGCCUGGUUGGGAGGUUAUCACAUCAAGGAAACGUUGAUUUUUCUCUGCGUGCUCUGAGUUUUGUGGCCCACUCCUCUGGUGUAAGUAAAUCUGGUGUUUGCACUUCUGCAGAUUCUUGUCAGGGGAACCAAAUCUGGUUCUUGAUAUUUAAUAAAAGAAAGGGUUGUAUUCCCUUCCCAACAUCAUUUUGUCUAACCCUGUUAUAAACAAGUAAUUCUUUAGAAAACAGCUGGUUGAAUAAAAAAUACAGCAAGACCAAAUAAGAAUGUUUUAAUCUGUUUUUCUAUUCUAUGAGCCAAUUUAUAACAUGCUUGAUGUCUCUGAACACUUUGAUAAAGAGCCUUUGUUUGAUUCCUAAAUCAUGCUACAGAAUUUUACUAAUCCAUUGUAUAGGCACCCACUCCAUAAACCAGUGCAGAAUAUACAAGCACGUUACAUUUGAGAUACAGUCACAGAUUUGGCAUGGUUUGAAUAGUAAAUAUAAACUAACAGAGCUAAAAAGAAUAUUCCAACAGUAUGAAACUGGGGAAAAUGGAAAUACAUAUUAUUGUUCUCAGAUGUUACUUUUGCCUUACAUCAAGAUACCGUGUUUCCCUUUCCUAUUUGAAGUGUAAGUUAAUGAAAAGCAAAGCUGCUUACUGUUUAAGCUUGCAAAUUAACUAUAUUUUGAAUAAACUAAGCUUUGAGCAAGCUUUUUCAUUAACAUAUAAUUAAGUUUGCAAUAUUCAUGUUUAAAUGCUAGACAGUAAACCAUUUCUGAUGGAAAAGCAUUGUGGACUAUUAAGGUGUUGAGGUUUUCAUUUAUUGUGUCUGUAGCUAGGUAAGCAAGUUUACCUGCAGUGACUGUUCAUUUUUCCAGUGGGGUCAUUGACUGACUGUGUCAAAGUUUUUCUGAGAAAGAAAAUACAGUCUGUUUCUCUCUUAAAUGGCCAGUAUGUUGUCCAGGAAUUUUGGAGCCAGAGAAAAGCCCCACAGCAGCUUCUGUUGUUGUCCUUUUCUCAAAUGGAAGUGACUUGUGGCUGGGUAGCAAGGUCAUGACUUGGAAGAGAUCUGAAGUGUUUUUGACUCCUGCUUAAUUUCAUUUUUCUGUUGUCCUGUAUUUCCAAAACACUCUGCCUUUUAAAUAUGAAGGUGUCUUUGCAGAGGUGAGGUGGCAAAGGUCUGUGGAAAGAAGAGCAGGUGCAGGGGGCAGAGUUACCAUGAUGACUUUAAGGGAAGUGGAAGAUGCACAACAGCUUUAAUUACAGGGUCAGUGUAAGGAAUGGUCUAGCAAUUCGUGUCACUAAGGGAUUUGAAGGGUUAACAUUGAGGCCCAAGUCUAGGUGAUAAGAGAACAAAGCGGGUUUUUAGAGAAAACUGCUGACUACUGCACGGGAUGUUGCGAGAGUUUCUGAAAUCCGGCCCAGAGGCUACCAAAUAACGAGAAAGGGGGAGCUGAAGGACGACUGAAGGACAAAAGUCUGGGAGGAAAACCACCAGCCUUCAGCCCGAGCGACCCCCGAGAGACCACCAGAGACUGAUACGCAGGCAUCCCUGGGAGGGUUUCAGAUUCCGGAAACCAAUUAUAAUAACCCUGCCUCUUAUAGAAGUAGUAAUGAAUAUGUAUUAGCCUAGGAGCAUAAAAACCAGCCGCCUUACGUAACAGGUGUGCAUCCUGCUGGAGCAGAGACUCCCGGCGCACGCAGCGCUGUUUGCUUGCCUCUAUUCGUUUAAUAAACUGUAAACUUUGAUUGUAA